GCCAUAUACACCCAAGCGCUUUACAAGCUUGUAGUGAGCUCAUAUCUAAAACCAUCUACUCUCCUGUCACACAUUUCCCCACGAGAUAAACGUCUCAAAUACGAAGCUGAGGAAAAGGCCAAGAUAUCGGGGUUCCCCACAGCGAAAGAGCUGCGCCAGUCAAAAGAAACAGCAGAGGCACGUCUAAAACGAGAAGAAGAAGAGGCCGAGAAGGUCGGCUUGAAACGGAAAGCAAAAGAUCAGUUGCGCAAGUCCUCCAAGCGCAGCGCAGUAGAGGAGGAGGUUGUCGAUGACAGCGUGUAUUUCCGAGUGAACUACGAGAAAUUUAACAUUCACAUACGGAAUAAGUUAAUAGAGGCCGCCGCAAGAGAGCGCUUUAACGACAGUGCUGCACUAGUUGUGCGCGCUGCCCUCAAGUCAACAGAAAGCAAGCAAAAGUCCGUUCUGGAUCUACGAUCAGACGCGACCACAAUCGCCAAUGUUGCUGCGAACCUAUCGGACGAUGACGACCUGGCUUCCGGCCUAGCAUUGUCAUCUUCAAAAAAGCCUAAGACCAUGAAUCUGAUUAAAAACUACCUCGGCAUGCUUGCUUUCGCGGACAAUCCGACACUGGCGGGCAGAGCUGCCUGCUUUAUAUCAUCUGUGGGUUCCAAGUACUAUGUAGAAUUCGAAGUCAUCGAAAAGAGGUUGCGGAGGCGCGUGCUUGAGGCUGUCGCGAGAGAGCGCCAUGGCGAUGACGCUGUACGAGUUUUGCGGUUAUUAAUGGAUACAGGGAAGAUGGACGAGAAGCAGAUCUCCAAAAUUGCCAUGAUGGCUCCUAAGGACGUUCGGCCGCUGCUGGGGGCUUUAUCUGCCGAACACCUGGUCAGCAUUCAGGAGGUCCCAAAAAGCGCAGAUCGC
Messenger RNA from Heterobasidion irregulare TC 32-1, 900 nucleotides. RefSeq lists its product as uncharacterized. Gene Ontology annotation, cellular component: RNA polymerase III complex. The transcript has 7 exons. NCBI's taxonomy places the organism in Eukaryota, Fungi, Basidiomycota, Agaricomycetes, Russulales, Bondarzewiaceae. Gene Ontology annotation, molecular function: single-stranded DNA binding. The annotation marks the transcript as partial. The record is from RefSeq and is a predicted model, not a curated record.